CGAUGGCGGAGCGCGGCCAUGGCGCUGCUGCGGGCGCUGCUCUCGCAGGCGCUGGGCCGGCUCUGGGGCUGCCCCGGCCAUAGCCCCGGCCACAGCCCCGGCCAUGCGCCCCCGAGCCGCGCCAUGGAGCACGACAGGGCCAUCGAGGUCUACGACAUAAUCCGGACCAUCCGGGACCCGGAGAAGCCAAACACUCUGGAAGAACUGGAAGUGGUGACAGAAGGUGGUGUGGAGGUGCAGGAGAUAGGAGAGGAGGAGUAUCUGGUCGUCAUCAGGUUUACACCAACAGUACCUCAUUGCUCCUUGGCCACUCUCAUCGGCCUUUGUCUAAGAAUAAAACUUCAGAGAUGUUUGCCUUUCAGACACAAGCUGGAAAUCUACAUAUCUGAGGGCACACAUUCCACCGAAGAGGACAUCAACAAGCAGAUCAACGACAAGGAGCGGGUGGCGGCGGCGAUGGAGAACCCGACGCUGCGGGAGAUCGUGGAGCAGUGCGUCACCGAGCCCGAGUAGGGCCCCUGGGGUGCUCCUGAGGACAGCUUUGCCUGCAGAAGAAAUAAUAAUAAUAAUAAUAAUCAAGGCCUUGGGUUUAAUACUUGAGUUCUUUGUACCUUCCUUCCACGUGUUUUUCUAAAAAAAAAAAAAAAGAAAUUGUUUUAUAAGAUAGAUUUAAAUUAUGAGGAAUCAGUCUCUAAAUGAAGGGUAUAGCGCUGAGGGCUUGGAAUUUCUGGUGUCCAGAGGAAUAUUUGGUGAUAAAAAGCAACAUGUCUGCAUUGCCUUCUGAGAGACAUUGUGAUAUAAAUACAGUUUUGCAAGUUAAAUUUCUACAUUGUUUCAGUUACUACACUGUAAAAAAAUAAAGCAGAUUCUUGUAAUGAAA
Molecule: messenger RNA, 880 nt
Organism: Empidonax traillii (willow flycatcher)
Lineage: Eukaryota; Metazoa; Chordata; Aves; Passeriformes; Tyrannidae
Gene: CIAO2A
Product: cytosolic iron-sulfur assembly component 2A
Exons: 5
Coding region: 19-513 (164 amino acids)
Source: RefSeq, a predicted model, not a curated record